GGUAAAGGGAGUGUGUAUUCACUACAAAAGCUUCCCAGGACGGAGCAGGCAGGGAGGCUUCGGCUGGAAUAUUUCCUACGUAUCUGCUUUGUGUAUGAAUGAGCUGGUUUGACUCCUUUGUGACUCUACAGCAUGGUGGGACUCUCCUCUGGUGCUCCUGAGGCAAUGGACACGCUGGUGAGUGAGCUGGGCGUGCUGCUGAAGAUGCUGGACCAGGAGAACCUCAGCUCCUCCACGCAGGAGAAGAAGACGUCCGUGUGGAACCUCCUGCAACAAGUCCAGCCUUCAGGGUCGGGAACAGAUUACAUCUACGUGAACUCCUCCGUGUACAGAAAUGGCACCAGCUUUGUGGAGUCUCUCUUUGACACGUUUGACUGUGAGCUUGGAGACUUGAAGGAUGUCACAGAUGACCCGAAAGAAGACAAGAAAACGCAACCCGACUCUUUAAAAAAACAGAGCGGUGCAGACUCCCCCCCCGCCCCACACUCGCCCCACUCCCCUCCUCCGCUGCCCACCACGCUCCCUCCAGAGGAGUACUACGAGGAGGCAGUGCCCCUCAGCCCCGGCACGAUGCCCGAGUACAUCCUCGCACGAGGGAAGCCCAGCCCGCCCAACUCGAUAGAAGAUGGUUACGAAGACGCUGAAAACCACUACCCGACCACCUGCAUAAACUCACAACGUAAAAACUCCUACAAUGACUCGGACGCUCUGAGCAGUUCCUAUGAGUCGUACGAGGAGGACGAGGAGGAGAGGAGCCCUGGAGUCCGGCUGACUCACCAGUGGCCGUCGGACGAGAGCUCCAUGCCUCCUGCCAGAGACUGUCGCAUCUGUGCUUUCCUGCUGCGGAAGAAACGCUUCGGCCAGUGGGCCAAACAACUCACGGUUAUACGGGAGAACAGAUUACAGUGCUAUAAGAGCUCUAAGGACCCGUGCCCCUAUGUGGACCUGCUGCUGCCUCAGUGCACCGUUGUCUACGUGCCUAAAGACAGCAAGAGAAAGCACCACGAGCUUCGCUUUACCUUACCCAACGGGGACGGGAUCGUGCUGGCGGUGCAGAGCAAGGAGCAGGCCCACCGAUGGCUGACGGUCGUCAGGGAAGCCAGCGGUCAGAGUGCGGGACCCGAGGAAACGGCAUCGCCCGUCACUCCGAGGAAAACUGACCCCGACAAGAGGUUGUCUGCGGAGAGGAACACGUCGGACUCAGACAGCGUGGGCGUGUCGGCGGGAGAGAACAAGGAGAACGGUAAGGUGAAAAAGGGCCCCUUUUCUGCGGGCCGUAAGAUCACACGCAUCAUCAGCUUCUCCAAGAAGAAGUGCUCCCGGCCGGGCGACUCGCGGACGGCCUUUAGCGACCCCCGACAAGGCUACCUGGCGGUGCUGGUGAACCAGGUGUGGCGGGAGCACUGGUGCUGCGUCUGCAGGGGGUCCCUGCACUUCUGUCCUGACAGGGGGGACUCGCGGGCCUCCAAGCCCUCCCUGCCCCUGCUCGGCUGCGACGUCGUUCCAGGACUCGGACCCAAACACCCCUUUGCUUUCCGCAUCCUGCGGAGCGGCGUGGAGGUGGCUGCUCUCGAGGCGAGCAGUUCUGAGGAGCUGGGCCGCUGGCUGGGCGUGCUCCUGGCUGAAACGGGCUCUGCCACGGACCCGGAGUCUCUGCACUACGACUACGCCAACGUGGACGCCAUCGCCAACAUCCGCGACGCCGCGCGGCAUUCCUUCCUGUGGGCCACCUCCUCCGGCAGCGCCUCCACAGACUCCAGGACGUACGACGAGGUCCCUAACGAGGACAUUAAGUUAAGGGAGAACCGCAAGCAGCAAUCUGGGAAUCAAGGGAAGCGGCGCUCCAGUUUCUCCAGCAGCGACUCAGACAGAACCAAGCCGCUCGUCUCCCUCAAGAGAACGGGCUCCAAUGCCAACCAGUAUGGAAGAUAUGGGAAAACGCGAGCAGAGGAGGAUGCCAAGCGUUACCUGAGAGAGAAAGAGGAGCUGGAAGGAGAGAGGGAUGGGAUACGGAACACGCUUGUGACCCUCCGGCGGCAGAAGCGGGAGCUGAAGGACGAGCUGAAGACGAGCUCUGACAAGAGGAAGUUGUUCCUGAACAAGCGUGUGUUGGAGCUGGAGGAGGCGUGCCGGGUGAAGGAGGCUGAGAGAGUGGACCUGGAGCUCCGGCUCACGCAGGUCAAAGAAAACCUGAAGAAGAGCCUGGCAGGCGGAGCGCUGGGCGCCCCGGUGGAGGGCAAGCCCCCGGUCACGCCCUCUAGGAAAAAGAUCCAGAAUAUCUACAGCGAUUCUUUACCAGUGAACUGCGCCGCAGAGAUGCGGAAGAGACCUCCGCCCGUCUAUGCCUCCUCUACUGGAACCGUCAUGCAGAAAGCAAAGGAAUGGGAGUCGAAGAAAGGAACCUAGAAGGGGAUUAUUGGACAGGACUGAAGACUAAAAGGAUAUCAGGGUGUGACUUCAAGAAAAACCCACCAUUUGUGCCAAGGACAUAUUUAAACUAAUAAAAAAAUCAAGAACCAACCAUCAGCCACUAGGUGGAGGUAGAGUCUUGAAUAUCUUCUCUUCAGGACUGCUUGGAUCAUGUUAGUGUUCACGCCCUGUAUCCAAGUCCUUUCACUGCCUGGAGUAGCACCGUUUAAAAUAUGGACAGACGCAAAGCAAGGACACGUAGUUCAUGAAAGAAAAGCGCAAGACAAGUGUAUUAAGAGCAGAGGGAGUGCAUCAAAUGUGCCUUUGCAAAGUAGAGAGUGUGAAACGUUGGACUGUUCACGAGCCUGCAAACCUCAGAAAUGUGAUGUGUUGUUGGAGAAGAGGGUGAAAAGUAGUUCUUACUUUAACGGGCCUUUUUAUAUGACACAGUGUUUUUAUUCUGCUUGUACAUAGUGAUCUGUGACUACUGUUUUCUAUGUUUUCUACUUUUUAUACAGUGAUUCAGUUUUCAUCAUGCAACCCUUUCAGCAGUGUGCAAAAGUUUAGGGCACUUAAAGUGUUUUUUAUUUAUUAUUUUCUUCAUACAACGCCACACUACCAUGAUGAAAACCAAACCAAGUGACAGUUUUCCAAGGCGAUACACUAGGCAGGUACUGUAUGUUGCUAAAUUUCAGACUUAACUCCAGACAGACUCUCUGAUCUUUAACCUUAUGUUGCAGAAUUGGUUUUCUUUCUCUUCUUAUUGUUUCUAUUUUCAAAAAGCCUGGCCAGACCUCCUAAUUCUGUCCUGUGGAUACUAAGAAUUAGUCUGGCUCCUCUGGAUUCAACUGUGAUUGCUGUUGCAUACGACCGAUUAGAGAAACGCGGCACGUGCAACAACCAGACUAGUAUCAACAAAGGAAUAGUGUUGCGAUUGGUUUUGGUAUGUUUUGCACCAGUGGAAACGGCUGUUAACGAGAGGAGAACCAGGUCCAUUUGGACCAAGUAUAUAAGUAUGGCAGGCCAGACUAAUUUUAAAUGACUGCAUUUCUUGACUAAACAGGUGUCUGAAACUUGUGCACAUUCCUCUUCCAGACAUGGAAGAGGAAUGAAUCUGUGCUAUUCAUCUGUGUUACUUGGAAAGUACAGCUUUAUCUAUAGCUGGUGUAAAUAUUAACUUUUCCACUUUCCGCAUUUGAUCCAAAUAGAAAUGUUAACAUCCAGUCAGAGUUUUAAUAUUACUAUUCUAGAUAAUUCAAUCACUAACAAAGUUUUGCAAAUCAAUAUUUUUCAGUUAAGAAAAUGGUCAGUUGUCUUUUUUUUUUACACCUUAGCUGAACCUGUGGUUGACUUUUGCACUUUAUGCACCCGGAUGAGGGACUAAUAAAUGUCCCCCUUACUGUCCAAACAGACCACACAAUGGCAUUCUUUCCCAACACGACAUCCCCCUCACACAGUCACUUUUUUAUUUUAAUUGCACACUGAAUUUCUUAAAGUAAAUAUACAGAAAUUUGUCUCAAAUGACGCAUUACAAAC
Cololabis saira (Pacific saury) is the source of this 3945-nucleotide messenger RNA. It is a transcript of the gene afap1l1a, whose product is annotated as actin filament associated protein 1-like 1a. Gene Ontology annotation, cellular component: cytosol. The coding region runs from base 133 to 2406 and encodes 757 amino acids. Gene Ontology annotation, molecular function: SH3 domain binding. Lineage: Eukaryota; Metazoa; Chordata; Actinopteri; Beloniformes; Belonidae. The record is from RefSeq and is a predicted model, not a curated record. The transcript is spliced from 19 exons.